UGCAUCCAAGGUGGGGAGUGGAAGAUGACGAUGAAGUGCAAACCCGGUUGGAGAACUUUUGACCGAAUGGCAAAGGGCACUUGGCUGAAAACGACGGAGCAUGCAGUUCUAGACCGCGUGCAGAGAGAGAACCUGGGGCAAAGUGAGAUCGUCAUCAAAGCAAAGACGAAACAUGUGUUCAAUGUCUUGCGAGACAAUGGACAGUUGGAGUACAGCGGCAAGUUUUACGACCUGCGCACGAGCCCCUCACGCGGGUCAAUCGAGUGGAAGGUCGAUCACACCGCCGAGGCCAUGAAGGUGAACGUCUCUCAUGAUGUCGUGCUUUUGUCCACACCGACCACAGGGGACACGAAGGCUGAGCAGAGGGAAGAUGACGGGACAACUUCCGACGUGAAGGUUGCAUUGAUUCCGAAGGUGGAGAUAACGUCUGCAACGAAAAAGUUCGUGAUUGCCAUCUCCGUCGCCACGACAAAAACACCUGAACGUGUGGAUAUGUCAAUCACCGAGCCGUCGAAUGUGGGUGCUACGUACGGGAGUCUCUUGUUGACAGAUGCUGCAUUGGAAUGCAGAUCAGAGAUGGAGUCCGAGUCGGCUGUUGGGAUGAGCGUCGCGGGAAUGUCGUUGUAACUGUCCUCAUGCACUGACAAAG
Molecule: messenger RNA, 649 nt
Organism: Chara braunii
Lineage: Eukaryota; Viridiplantae; Streptophyta; Charophyceae; Charales; Characeae
Source: the annotation of a GenBank genome assembly